AUGACGGGUCGAUACUUCAACGGCCAAAAGAGUUUGGAGUUGCAGGAUCGGGUAUUGACACUCAUGGAAACAGAACGAGACACAGAGGCUGUGGUUCGUGAUGCGGUGGCGGCUGUGCGAGAUCGACGAGCUCAGUUGGAGCAGCAGUCAAGGGCCAAUAUCGGACGAGAGGAUGUCCCGCUGUUGCCUGUUGGUUCACGGGUAUGGUACCGUCUGCGUGGCAAGUCGCAUGACUUGUCCUCACGUUGGGGUGGACCUGUGAGGGUGUUGUCUGUGCAGGCACCUCUCAUGCACGUGGUUGAGAUGCCGGAUGGAUCUCAAAGAAAUUUCCUGCGGGCUGAAUUGAAGCCACAUGUGGAGAAACUUACAGAGCAAGAAGAACAACGCUCUGUGAUGCGUUAUCGACCGCAUGGACCGUUUGAAGACUGGUGA
This is a messenger RNA of Sphaeroforma arctica JP610, 432 nucleotides long. RefSeq lists its product as hypothetical. Bases 1 to 432 code for a protein of 143 amino acids. The record is from RefSeq and is a predicted model, not a curated record. The transcript has a single exon. NCBI's taxonomy places the organism in Eukaryota, Ichthyosporea, Ichthyophonida.